Phalaenopsis equestris is the source of this 2038-nucleotide messenger RNA. RefSeq names its product CTL-like protein DDB_G0274487. Gene Ontology annotation, cellular component: membrane. The transcript is spliced from 7 exons. Gene Ontology annotation, biological process: transmembrane transport. Gene Ontology annotation, molecular function: transmembrane transporter activity. Lineage: Eukaryota; Viridiplantae; Streptophyta; Magnoliopsida; Asparagales; Orchidaceae. Bases 446 to 1975 code for a protein of 509 amino acids. The record is from RefSeq and is a predicted model, not a curated record.
CAGUAAAUCACGAAAAGUUUGGGGUCUCUAUGUAAAUUUCCCAGGGUAAGUAGAUGGACCAACCCCUGAAGUCAACAAAAAAAUAUUUUUGUCCUAACGCUCAAUUUCAAAAAGCUUUAUUUGUGGUUACAGAUCUCAAAUGGCGUCGACACCAACGGAACAGGAGCUUUGACUAAUUCAAUUCCACACCAAAACCUAGUCCCAUCGCAAAAUUCCAAAACGCUGGAAAAAGAACACAUCUUGGGAGUUAAAAAUCCGAAUAACUUCCAAAUUCCGAUAUCUCCACACUCCCACUUCUCCCGUUUCUCAAUUUGUCAACUGCAAGCGGUUCCGCGCAAUCCCAUCCCUUUCAUCCACUUUGAAUCUUCGAUUUCUAACCUUCUCUGGCAUCUCAAUCCGCCCCCGCCCCUGCCCCUCAAUCAAUCAAGAACCGCCGGGAUUCUCGAUGGCCGGACCACCGCCGGACGUCUUCUUUGACACUGAUGGCGGCAAUUCCUCGGCCACUGCUGAGGAAGAAGAAGAGGACGGAAGAGGAGCCGUGGGGUGCGGUUCCUCUCAGCCGCCGGAGGAGCCGGCGAGGCAGUGGAGGGAUCUGUUCUGGCUCUUCGUCUUUGUGGUCCAUCUCCUCGCCUUCGGCUCCCUACUGUUCCUGCUCGGCAUGAAUCGAUUCGGGAAGGUGGAUCGGUUCAAAAUUAACCGAUUCACUAACAUUACCGCCCCCGCACCUUCCGCCGGCGGUGGGGACCCAUCUUCGCCGGAGCUGACGGAGAAGUUCUGGCCGCUGUACGGGGCGGCUGGAGCGGUGGGGACGGUGCUGGCGUGGGCUUGGUUGGCGUUGGGAUCGAGGACUGGUCUGAUGAUGAAGGUUUCGGUGCAUAUACUCACCACCUACCUGGCCGUGAUCAGCGUGCUUUGUUUCUGGGGGGAACAUUUCUUCUGGGGCGUCGCUUUCGCUGUUGGGGCUGCGCUUCAGUUUCUGUAUGUGAUGUCGGUUUUAGAUAGGUUCACCUUUUCAAUGUUAGUAUUGCAAAAGUCUGUAAAAAUGGUUCGAGAUCUUCCGGAAGUUAUGAGAGUAGCCUACGCAUUUUUGUUCGUCAUGCUUGGUUGGAUGACCUUAUGGUCAUUCGGAGUAUCAGGUGUUAUUGCGUCAAGCAUGAACGAUAGCGUAACCUGGUGGCUUCUUGUGAUUUUUUCUGUGAAUUUAUUCUGGACUGGAGCUGUUCUUUGCAAUACAGUUCAUGUUAUAGUAUCUGGGAUGGUGUUCCUCGUUCUCAUUCAUGGCGAUCGAAGCUCGGCGUCGAUGCCUAAAAAACCGCUGCUCAAAUCGCUACGCUUUGCCAUGACCACUUCGUUUGGAAGCAUUUGCUAUGGUUCGCUUUUCACGGCUGCCAUUAGGACAUUGCGAUGGGAGAUAAGAGGAAUUCGUUCGAAGAUCGGAAGCAAUGAAUGUUUGCUUUGUUGCGUUGACUUCCUAUUUCACCUUGUAGAGACAUUAGUUCGUUUCUUCAACAAGUAUGCAUAUGUUCAGAUUGCAGUUAAUGGAAAGGGCUUCAAUCACUCAGCUAGAGAUGCCUGGGAGUUAUUCCAGUCUACCGGGAUUGAAGCACUUGUUGCCUAUGAUUGCUCUGGUGCUGUACUUCUGAUGGGCAUUAUUUUGGGUGGUUUAGUUACUGGAACUUGUUCUGGAGUUUGGACAUGGUUUAGAAAGAGUGAGGAGGUGCUGAUGGUUGGCUCUACGGCAAUCUUGAUGGGAAUGGUCUUGGUGGGAUUAGCAGUGGUGGUGGUGGAGAGUGCAGUGACAUCAAUAUACAUAUGCUUUGCAGAAGAUCCUUCUCUGAUUCAGAGAUGGGAUGCAGAAUUCUUCGAUCAGAUGUCCGAAGCUCUGCACCAGCGCUUGCAGUAUCGCAGCGCCCGCGCGCGCCAGAUUCUCAUGCGUGACAGAUUUGAUCAGCGCUCUGAUACUCCAUCACUCUGAUCAUCAAACAACCCAAAUAAAAAAAAGAUAGAAGAAAAAUCACUAAGUGUAGUUCAUUUAUAU